GAGAUAGGUACCUACAGCUGGGGUUCUGUAGCACUGGCAUGGUUGUACCGGUGCAUGGGCCGAGUGGCGAACAGACAUGUGGUCAAGUUAGCGAGCCCACUUCAGCUACUUCAGUCUUGGAUCUUCUGGCGAUUUCCUCGGUUUAGGCCUGCCGGGUAUGAGACGUUCAGCUGGCCAUUGGCCUCGAGGUGGUCAGGUUACAACCCUUCCGGUAGCGAGAAGGGUCCUAGAGUGCAGAUGUGGAGGCUGCGGAUAGACCGGUUACAGGACAGGGAGUUUAUCUGGAUGCCGUACAGCAGCCUCGACGUACUUCAGGUUGUGCAUCCAGAGGUUUUGGAGCCUCGGCAUAUGGCGUUGUGGCGGUCUGUGACGUCGCUGAUCUACUUUGCCGUCAUAGAGUGGCAUCAGAUAGAUAGGGUUCUUCCACAGUUCGGAAGGGUGCAGCCACGUCCGAAUCCCGCCCUGAACAUCGACUUUCUGAUGUGGAAGGACGGCAGAGGCGGUGAUCGAUGAUUCCCGUACCAUUUGCAGAAGUGGCAUCUCUAUUGGGACUCUCGUGUGGAGACCGUGCUGAGGUUCGAUGUUGUUGCCGACCCUGGACCGUCGCAUGAGUUCCUCGAGUGGUGGAGUCAGCAUGGAAAGAGGUUUCUGUCUCCGGAAAUGCACUU
Messenger RNA from Arachis ipaensis, 668 nucleotides. Lineage: Eukaryota; Viridiplantae; Streptophyta; Magnoliopsida; Fabales; Fabaceae. The record is from RefSeq and is a predicted model, not a curated record.